This is a messenger RNA of Penicillium canariense, 492 nucleotides long. RefSeq lists its product as uncharacterized. The record is from RefSeq and is a predicted model, not a curated record. NCBI's taxonomy places the organism in Eukaryota, Fungi, Ascomycota, Eurotiomycetes, Eurotiales, Aspergillaceae. The transcript has a single exon. The coding region runs from base 1 to 492 and encodes 163 amino acids.
AUGGCUUCUCCAGCUCCAGCUCCGACUCCAGCUCCAACUCCAGCCCCAACCGACCUUCAGCCGGGACCUGCCGCAACGAAUGAAAUGGCUUUGGACCAUUACAAGAAAUUCAUGAAGAUGGCCAGUGACGCGCUGGAGUCGUGGGCAAAUGGUACCUCCACUCUAUCCCAAGAAAUGAAGGCAGACCUAGCAAGUAGCUUUCUCGAUGAACAUAGGAUAUUCUGGCUGCGAUGGAGGACCGUGAACAAGAGGCUAAUGACGACGAGCCCUAUUCGCUGGAUCGAUGAUCGAGGUGAUGAUAUUGGCCGGAAACUGUUGCAAAUCAGGAAUAAGCUGAGAACGAAGCAGGAGGUUUCAGUUGUUACAAAGGGGUUAAUGAGAGAGGUCGUGAAGAUCUGGUUCGGGCUGAAGUACAACGAGUAUUUCGGGAUAUCCGGUGUUUUACACGGCCGCUCUAAGAAUGGAAGGACAGACUGGGGUCGUAAAAGAUGA